CCCACUUUCCUCCCUUUUCCACCCCCACCAGCCCCUAUUUUCCUACUCGUCUGUCGUCUCCACCUCCCCCUCCUCUCCUCGAUACGUUCGAGCACUGCGGCAGCGGACGCGGACGGGAGGAGGCAACAGACCGCGGCUCCCCCUUCCCAUCCUCGCCGCCGAUCUGGGCCGCCUGCCCGCGGAGGACACCGAUCGGGGCCGGACGGCACAGCGUCCGUACGUUUCUGGGUUAUUGCUCCUGGCGUCUCUUCUUGUUGGUUGCGGCGGCUAGGGGGCUGCUAGGGAAGCAGUUUGUAGUUUUGUCCAGUUUGCUGCCACCAUUUCCAGCGGUUUCCACCAUUUGUCUAAUAAAUUAUUGGUGAUGUACUUAAGGUUUAGAUUCUUCAAGUUAUAAAGCAUUACUUUUUUUGGGUGAUGGUUUGUUUUUAUUCAAAUCAUCUGAGUACCAAGGAAUACAGUAAGGUGUGAUGCAACAUAAUAGGAUCACCAUGCUGUCUUCCUCAGAAACACGCCACCUUGGUUCUAGUUCCAAUAACCCAACCAUGGAUCAGCAGAAUUUACUUCCAAACAAUCCUACUGUGGAUGAACAGAUUUUACUUCCUGAUACCCUAGAGAAUGAGAACUACCCUCAUUAUUUGCUCAAUGGUCAUGAGGUGGGAAUGCCAAAUGGAAGCUUGAUUGGUCAGCAAAAUACAAGCUUGAGCCUAUGGGAAUCAGCUGGAUCUAGCUCUAUGGGUUGCUUAGUCGAUCAUGGUAACUUCCUUCAGGUUAAAAGGGAGCAUUUUGCGCCUUCUCUGUCUACAGGAGGUCCCUUAAGUAUAGACAGGAGGAGACAUGAAGCAAAUGGCUCAUUGCCUUCACACAACUUAAACAUAGACCUUAAUGUUAAUCAAGCUGAUCAAUUUGGCAUCGAGGAUGUUGAUGUCGUUCACGGUAAUGUGCAAUCAAGAACAAAUACUGCUUCACUCAACAGGGGUUCUUCCACCACUGAGCGAAUUUGGCAUCAUGAAAUUUCUUUGAACGCUUUCGGAAGUUCGUCACAGACUGCAGACAGUUUUGAUGGUGCAGCAGGCCAAGAAUUUGGCAUGCUUGACAGUCACCGUUCAUCUUACAAGAGAAAGAAUGUUGAUGGAAAUCAUGCAGAGACUUCUGCCAAUGGAAGUUCACGUAAUCAAUACCAAAUUAACAAUAUUCUGCGGUCUUCUCCGGUAACCCAUGAAAGUACUAGUUUGACGUUGCCCUCUACAAACUAUGCUGAUUCAUACCCUCCUAUGGAACAGCUGAACCAGAGUACUAAUGUUUCUGCAAGUGGCACUUUGUCCGACCAUUAUUCAUUGUAUACUGAUCCCCAUGAAAGUGAAAGAUUUAUGAGAAAUACACGGAUGAGAAUAAGCCCAAAUGAGUAUGAUCAAUCACUGCCCAGGCUCUUACCUGAGGAAAGUUUCAGGUGUUCUGCUUAUCAGCCUACACAGCAACAGUCUUCGUUUAUUCCAGUGCAACCUAGAGCAAUUAGCUCUUCAGCCACUUCUCAUAGUCGACCUCAUGUGCCAGCUGUUACUCAAUUCUCACAAAAUCUUCACCGUCAGCCAUCUAAUGGCAAUUUUGGAUCAAGAAUUGUUAGCUCCUCCAGCUCUGCUAAUACAACAAUCCAGAGAUCUACUUCGCAAGAUCCCAGUAGGAGCUUGAUGAGAAGCAAUGUUCCUGAGCCCCUUUUGUUAGGUUCUUCCUUUUUUAAUGCUGAUUCAACAAAUUUGCUAUCUGCACCCGGAAGCAGAAGCAAUCAGCAAAAUUCAGGAUCCAGCUCUAGCUCUACACUUAGAGCUGCUGUAAAUGUAGGAGCUCAACAAGUUCCUGCGUCCAAUGCAUCCCAGCCAAGCACAAAUGUAAGAGGUUCAGCUGAUAUCGCCAGGAGCUCCUUGUUUUCUGAUGGUGUUUCUCAUUCCAGAAGUUCAAGCAUAGCAUUGCAGCACCGUGGACCUUCAUCCACAUCACAAGAGAUUCGGAGCCAUCAGCCAGGAUCGAGCUUUCGCGCCCAUCAGCAACACUACUUUAGGGCUGGUCCUCCUUCCAUAGAUAGGCAAAACUCUGGUUACUUGGACCUCCAGUCUUUUAUGCAGACCAUAGCUGCUUCUAGAGAAGGAAGCAGGACAGUGUCAGAGCUCCGCGAUGUUGUUGACCAAAUUCGUCAGGGGAGAAGUUCAAGACUCGAGGAUUUGCUUCUCAUCGAUCGUUCACUUAUUGUAAGGAGAGCCAAUUUGAUCGAUAGUCAUCGGGAUAUGCGACUUGAUGUGGAUAAUAUGUCCUAUGAGGAAUUGUUGGCAUUAGGUGAACGUAUUGGUUAUGUAAACACUGGACUUACUGAGGAGAAAAUUAUGAGUGGCUUGAAGAAAUGGAAAUAUUUCUGCAUGCUACUAGAACCUCUAACUGGUGUUGAACCAUGCUGUAUUUGCCAGGAAGACUAUGUGGAAGGUGAGGACAUGGGCAGACUGGACUGCGGCCAUGACUUCCACACCGCGUGCAUCAAACAAUGGCUGGUUAUAAAAAACCUGUGCCCUAUCUGUAAAAAGACAGCACUGGGCACCUAAACUAUGGCAGUCGCUUCCCUCGUCUCAGGAAAGCCACCGUCCCCACUAGAGCAAGUGGUUAUCAGCUUGCUACAACCUCCCAAGAUCAGCAACUGCUCAUAAGCCUGUUACACACACCUUCCCAGCAUCCAACAAACAGGUCGUACAUGGUACUUACCUGAAGCCAAUGGCUGUAGACGUUGAGUUUCCUUCUUUUGUUCAAACCUGGAUUUGAGAUCCAAAAUUUAUUCAAUGACAUUUGAUUUACUUGGGCAA
Phragmites australis (common reed) is the source of this 2840-nucleotide messenger RNA. Its product is annotated as probable E3 ubiquitin-protein ligase HIP1. The record is from RefSeq and is a predicted model, not a curated record. The coding region runs from base 468 to 2585 and encodes 705 amino acids. NCBI's taxonomy places the organism in Eukaryota, Viridiplantae, Streptophyta, Magnoliopsida, Poales, Poaceae. The transcript has 7 exons. Gene Ontology annotation, molecular function: ubiquitin protein ligase activity.